CCCCUCUCUUUCCAGGCCAGCAGCAGGCAUGAGGAGCAGCAUUGGUGUUGCCAGGGCCCGGCGGGAGCCGCUGACCCUGCUGUGCAGCCUGUGGCUUUGGGGGGUGGCGGCGCAGCCCAGCACGCCCCCCCCCACGGCGCCCAGCCCCAGCCCCGGCACCCGGCUGCGCUUCCGCCUGGCCGGCUACCCCCGCAAGCACAACGAGGGGCGCAUCGAGGUCUUCUACAACCAGGAGUGGGGCACGGUCUGCGACGACGACUUCACGCUGGCCAACGCGCACGUGCUCUGCCGCCACCUCGGCUUCGCGGGCGCCACCGGCUGGGCCCACAGCGCCAAAUACGGCAAAGGCGUCGGGCGGAUCUGGCUGGACAAUGUGGUGUGCGGGGGCAGUGAGAAGAGCAUCGUGGCCUGCAAGUCACGGGGCUGGGGGAACAGCGACUGCACCCACGAGGAGGAUGCCGGCGUGGUCUGCAAGGACGAGCGCAUCCCCGGCUUCGUGGACUCCAACGUCAUCGAGACGGAGCAGAACCAGGUGGAGGAGCUGCGGCUGCGGCCCGUGGUGGCCAGCGCCCGGCGGCGGCUGCCGGUGACGGAGGGCAUCGUGGAGGUGCGCUACAAGGACAGCUGGGCCCAGAUCUGCGACGAGGGCUGGGACAGCCGCAGCAGCCGCGUCGUCUGCGGCAUGAUGGGCUUCCCGGCCGAGAGGAAGGUCAACAGGAACUUCUACAAGCUGUACGCGGAGCGCCAGCAGCUGAACUUCCGGCUGCACUCGGUGGCCUGCGCUGGCACCGAGGUGCACAUCUCCAUGUGUCCCUUCGAGUUCUACCGCGGAAACGCCACCACCGCCUGCAAGGGGGGGAUGCCGGCCGUCGUGAGCUGCGUGCCCGGGCCCCUCUUCGCCGCCAGCAGCCCCCGGGGCAAGAAGCGGCCGCAGCGGCAGCCAGGGCAGCAGCGGCUGCGGCUGAAGGGCGGCGCCAAGGUGGGCGAGGGCCGCGUGGAGGUGCUGCGGCACGGUGAGUGGGGCACCGUCUGCGAUGACCGCUGGAGCCUGCUGUCGGCCAGCGUCGUGUGCCGCGAGCUCGGCUUCGGCAGUGCCAAGGAGGCCCUGACCGGUGCCCGCAUGGGCCAAGGCAUGGGCCCGAUCCACCUGAAUGAGGUGCGGUGCACGGGCACGGAGGCGUCGCUGUGGAGCUGCCCCUACAAGAACAUCACAGAGGAGGGCUGCAAGCACUCGGAGGACGCCGGCGUCCGCUGCAACAUCCCCUACAUGGGCUACGAGACCACGAUUCGCCUGAGCGGGGGCCGGAGCCGCUUCGAGGGGCGGGUCGAGGUGGUGGUGGGGGCAGACGGCGAGGGGCACCCGCACUGGGGCCUCAUCUGCGGCGAAGGCUGGGGCACGCUGGAGGCCGCCGUGGCCUGUCGCCAGCUGGGCCUGGGAUUCGCUAACCAUGGCUUGCAAGAAACAUGGUACUGGGACGCCAGCAACGUGACUGAGAUGGUGCUGAGCGGUGUCAAGUGCGCUGGCCAUGAGAUGUCACUGAGCCACUGCCGGCAUCACAGCGGCCACGUCAACUGCAAGAACACGGGCACCCGCUUCGCCGCUGGCGUCAUCUGCUCCGAGACGGCCUCGGACCUGCUGCUGCAUGCGGCACUGGUGCAGGAGACGGCCUACAUCGAGGACCGGCCACUGCACAUGCUGUACUGCGCGGCCGAGGAGAACUGCCUGGCCAGCUCUGCCCGCCACGCCAACUGGCCCUACGGGCACCGGCGCCUGCUGCGCUUCUCCUCCCAGAUCCACAACUACGGCCGCGCCGACUUCCGCCCCAAGGCUGGGCGCCACUCCUGGGUCUGGCACGAGUGCCACGGGCACUACCACAGCAUGGACAUCUUCACACACUAUGACAUCCUCACGCCCAACGGCACCAAGGUGGCCGAGGGCCACAAGGCCAGCUUCUGCCUGGAGGACACCGAGUGCGAGGAAGACGUGGCCAAGAGGUACGAGUGCGCAAACUUUGGGGAGCAGGGCAUCACAGUGGGCUGCUGGGACCUGUACCGCCACGACAUCGACUGCCAGUGGAUCGACAUCACCGACGUCAAGCCCGGCAACUACAUCCUGCAGGUGGUGAUUAACCCCAACUUCGAGGUGGCCGAGAGUGACUUUACCAACAAUGCCAUGAAGUGCAACUGCAAAUACGACGGACACCGCAUCUGGGUGCACAACUGCCACAUCGGCGAUGCCUUCAGUGAGGAGGCCAACCGGCGCUUCGAGCAGUACCCGGGACAGCUGAACAACCAGGUCAUGUAGCGCCCACGGCUUGGCCCUGCCAGCAGAGACGACCCUGCCAGCACCAGCCGGCAGCCUGGGGCUGGACUGUGAGUGAACCACUGCCCCUCACUGCCCCCCCGCCUGGCCACAGGGCUAGGGCUGGCACUGGGGCUCCAUCAGCAGUGGGCAAAGGGGACGUGCCGGGACACCUGGCCACACAGAGCCGUGGGCCCAGCACUGGCAGCAGGCAAGGCCGGUGAGCCUCGGCAACACGGGCUGGGGCACAGCUAAAGCCAUCACCCGCCUCGUCCCCCCAGUGGACUCCUGGCAGGUGCCCCACGCGCCCUGGAGCAGGGCUGGCACCUCCAUGCACUCUGCAGGGACCACAGCUCAGGGACACGGUCUUCCCGGGCCCUGUGGCCCCUGGACCAGGCCCUGCUGCCCCACACGCCCCCAGCUCCUCAAUGUAAUUAUAUUUUCCCUAUAAAAUUGACUGUUUCCCAUG
Messenger RNA from Gavialis gangeticus (Gharial), 2771 nucleotides. It is a transcript of the gene LOXL3, whose product is annotated as lysyl oxidase like 3. Gene Ontology annotation, cellular component: membrane. The record is from RefSeq and is a predicted model, not a curated record. The coding region runs from base 29 to 2305 and encodes 758 amino acids. NCBI's taxonomy places the organism in Eukaryota, Metazoa, Chordata, Crocodylia, Gavialidae. Gene Ontology annotation, biological process: inflammatory response; peptidyl-lysine oxidation. Gene Ontology annotation, molecular function: copper ion binding; protein-lysine 6-oxidase activity. The transcript is spliced from 13 exons.